CCGCUAUAAAAGCCAACUGGCCGAUCUACUUUGUGUUCACACGCGCUUUAACUCUCGCUUUCUACGCUCCGCCAAGAAAAAAAAACGACGAAAUGUUCAAAAUCCUUCCUCUUCUCGUCCUGGCUGUGGUGGCCGCCACUUGCUAUGCCCUUCCCGUGGAGUCCGAGCCCGAGCCUGUGCAAAUCCUUAAGUCCGAGGUCAACAAAAAAGAGGAUGGUGGCUAUGACACCGUCUAUGAAGGAUCUGAUGGAACUAAGCGCGUCGAAGAGGCUUUUGUCGUAGACAAAGGUACCGACGAGGAGGCUUUGGAGGUUAAGGGAUCCUACAAGUACAUCAAUGACCUGGGCGAGGAGGUUGAGGUCUUCUACACGGCGGGAAAGAACGGAUUCGUUCCAUACGGUACAAUUAUUAAUCCAGAAAUCACAGCUGUGGCUGAGGCAGCCAAGGAUUUGCCCAAGGCCGAGAAGGAGGAGAAGUUGUAAGAAGUAUUUUGUGGAAGAGAUCUCGUAAGAUUAAUGGAAAGAGCCAGCGUGUUGUUGCUGGGCAAGCAGACAAAAUAUACGACAAAGAAAUUAUGUUAUAA
Drosophila eugracilis is the source of this 583-nucleotide messenger RNA. It is a transcript of the gene Cpr47Ec, whose product is annotated as endocuticle structural protein SgAbd-6. Gene Ontology annotation, molecular function: structural constituent of chitin-based larval cuticle. Gene Ontology annotation, cellular component: chitin-based extracellular matrix. Bases 93 to 482 code for a protein of 129 amino acids. The record is from RefSeq and is a predicted model, not a curated record. Lineage: Eukaryota; Metazoa; Arthropoda; Insecta; Diptera; Drosophilidae. The transcript is spliced from 2 exons.